This is a messenger RNA of Bubalus bubalis (water buffalo), 4862 nucleotides long. It is a transcript of the gene TAF6L, whose product is annotated as TATA-box binding protein associated factor 6 like. Lineage: Eukaryota; Metazoa; Chordata; Mammalia; Artiodactyla; Bovidae. Gene Ontology annotation, molecular function: RNA polymerase II general transcription initiation factor activity; protein heterodimerization activity; transcription coactivator activity. Gene Ontology annotation, biological process: RNA polymerase II preinitiation complex assembly; transcription initiation at RNA polymerase II promoter. Gene Ontology annotation, cellular component: SLIK (SAGA-like) complex; SAGA complex; transcription factor TFIID complex. The transcript has 12 exons. The coding region runs from base 2905 to 4785 and encodes 626 amino acids. The record is from RefSeq and is a predicted model, not a curated record.
UGCCAAGGUCUCAAGUUGACCUCACUGAAGGUAAGGCUGUAGUGUUGGGUGGUUGUUGUACAGUCGCUUAGUCAUGUCCGACUCUUUGCAACCCCAUGGACUGCUGCUUGCCAGGCUUCCCUGUCCUUCACUGUCUCCCAGAGUUUGUUGGGGUCUUUGGUUUUCAGCAAAUGGUUGUAUUGUUAGAGCUACUCUAGUCUAGGGCCCCAGUCUAGUUUCAGAGAAUUUGCCCUCUUCUCAGCUUUUAAAAUAACCAAGAUUGUAGCUGGGGAGGGGGAAGAGGAGACAGCAGGGUUGGGGGAGGUGAAUAAUAGAACAGUAAUGAUACAGAUUGUGGGGUCCCAGUCCUUAGGAUGGGCACAAAAACAAUAGCCUUUGUUUACUAAUCAGUUAACAUACUAACUGAACAUAUGCAAGGACUCAUAAUCUCAUUGGGAUAACACAACAAAAAUAUGCAAAAUAAGAAGAUUGAACAAACACACCACCCUCCCUCGAUGCUAUGUCUUGGCAAUACUAUUUGCCUAACUUGGAAUGCCUUUUCCAAACCUGUCUGCUUGUUUCCUAGUAAUCUAUCAAAUCUCAGUCAAUUUUUGUUUUCUUAAGCUUUCCUUGACUUCCUUAAGAAGCAGAGCUGUGUAGUAGAAAACACAGUAUUUGGGUUGAUACAGAACUGGGUUUUAGUCCUAGCUGGUGACCUUAUGUUUCCUUAUUGUAAUAUGGUCAUACAACCCUCUUUGGAUGGUAUGUCAGAGCGUUGCUGCUCUGUGUCAGAGAUUGUAUGUGCAAGUGGCCGUCUUCUCCAACCAGGGAUUUAACCUGAGCUGUCAGCAAUGAAAGUAUGAUGUGGUGUCUUUUAAACAAAAAAUUAAUUUAUUUGGCUGUACUGGGUCUUAAUUGCACCAUGUGGAAUCUAGUUCCCUGACCAGGGAUUGAACCUGGACCCACUGCAUAGGGAGUGCAGAGUCUUAGCCAGUGGACCACCAGUGAAAUCCUCAAGUGUGAAGUCUUAACCACUGGAUCAUCAGGGAAUUCUCAGGAAGUUACAACCUCUUAAAGAGAUCACAGGCUUAAUAGUGACAGGAGUAUGCGCCUGGAGUAUUCAAUGCGACAGGAGUAUUCAAUCCUUUACAUACAUUAUUGAAUUUUCUCAACAGUUCAGUGUAAUGUUUUGUCAAUCCCACUUGACAGAUGAUAAAAUAGAUGAACUAACAUGCUUAAGGUCAUAAAGCUAGUGAGUAGUGGAGCUGUUUUUUUUUUUAAUAGUGUAAAACCAUCAUAACUCUUCUUGCCAGGCAUUGGGUAGCUGGGGAGUGAGAGGGAGCCACCUUUCUCCCAGCUGUGGCCAGGUGAUUUACUCCUUUCCCUGGCCCCUGCCUUGACUCAAGCUGGAGGCAAAUCAGCCCCAGACAGCUUGGAUGGUGCUUCACUGCAUCCUGCAGGCCUCCGGGCCUUCCUCUCUUCAUUGUCUCAUGCUGCCAAGGUUACCAAAGGCUGUCCCUACCAAUAACACCUUUGCAAGGAGGCUGCCAAUAGCCAGGAGAUCUGAUCUCAGACUCAGAACUUCAGAGGAACCCCCUCUUCCUUUCAUGCAUAAGUGGGCAAGACACUCUAGGGACCAAGCACAAUCCUGAGAUUACAUCAUAUGUCAUUCUGAGUAUGACUGAAGGAGUCUCAGCAGGGUGUCAGUCUCCUUAGGUAGUGUUGUUAUGGCAACCCCAGUCACAUCCACCUGGCUUUCUGGGCUCGGGCUCCUCCCGUCUCAGGAUCUUCCUUUCUAGAGGCAGCAGCAUCCAACCCUGAGAGGGGGGAAGGGUGAGGUUGUGUACAUUCAUGCUCCCGUGCAGAAAGCUCCUUUAAUAAACAGCUCAUUGCAAAUGGUCCCAUCUUGGAUGAACAUAAAAUGAUUAAUUCACUGUUUGCCUCGUGAUGUGUGAGUGAAAGUUCACUACCAAAGCUCAAUCUACAUUGUCUCUUAAUCUACAGUAACCUUGUGAGAUGGGUAUUCUUACUCCAUUUUGUAGAUACGUAAAUGUGGUUAGGUAAUUUGCCCAAAAGCAGUAUCAAAGUUUGAACUCCUUUUGCUAUGACUCCAAAUACCCUUUACUCACUAAGCUCACUGCUUUUCAACUGAGAACUGCCCAGGUUCAGAGAAGUGUGUCAGUGUAAAAUGGUCCAGGAAGUCUGUGAGGUAGGUGAGGGCUUACAGGACAGAAAUGGGGAGGAUACGAGCUAGGGUGCCCGAAUCGGGCAGAGCCCUGGAGUCUGGAGCUCGCACGUGGUGUGUUUAGCCCAGUCAGAAGACCCUUCUGCCAGCAGAAAUGCCUACUGAGAUUCCGGUUCAACCUUGGGGAAGGGGAAGUGGCAGGUGAUGUUGGAGAGUUAAGUUGAGCCCCACCAAGCAGCCAGCAAAACUAAGGCAGACGCCAAAGUCUAAAGCGUCAAAGACUCGCGUAAAUGCAAGUGCUCUGAAACUCAGGAGUAGACAAAGGAAUGGAGAUGGUUUCCUCGAGAACAUGUUUAUUAAAACGUAGACUGAACCAUUACACACCCCACAAAACACCGAAGUGCUGUUGCUUUAAGAGGCGCGAGUCUUCCAUAUUACGUGAUCUCUGACGUGACCGAGCCCUCUACAGAGCCAUCACGGUGGCCAAUCGAGUAGUGGGCAGCUUCUUUGUGGGCAGGAAUUCCUGAAGGCGCUCACCGAUUGGCUGUGUUCGUGGAGGGUGGGGCCUGAUUGCCGAGAGAGGGAAUUAGUACGAGCAGGGUGAGAGGGGUCAUCGCCGCAGCUACCGCCGCCGCAGUCACCGCCACCGCCCUCUUGGUAGCCGCCUUCGCCGUCCCUGAGCCAUCAGCAGGUGUUUACUGAGGGUGUGUUAUGUGCAGACACCGUGCCUGACGCUGGGGAUGCAAAGCUCCAUCGGGGCCAUGUCGGAGCGAGAAGAGCGCCGGUUCGUGGAGAUCCCUCGGGAGUCCGUCCGGCUCAUGGCAGAGAGUACAGGCCUGGAGCUGAGCGAUGAGGUGGCGGCCCUGCUUGCAGAGGAUGUGUGCUACCGACUCAGAGAGGCCACCCAGAAUAGCUCUCAAUUCAUGAAACACACCAAACGGCGGAAGCUGACCGUCGAGGAUUUCAACAGGGCGCUCCGAUGGAGCAGUGUGGAGGCCGUGUGCGGUUAUGGAUCUCAGGAGGUGCUGCCCCUGCGCCCUGCCAGGGAGGGUGAGCUCUACUUCCCCGAGGACCGAGAGGUGAACCUGGUGGAGCUGGCCCUGGCCACCAACAUCCCCAAAGGCUGUGCUGAGACGGCCCUGAGAGUUCAUGUCUCCUACCUAGACGGCAAAGGGAACUUGGCCCCUCAAGGAUCAGUGCCUAGUGCUGUGUCUUCCCUGACCGAUGACCUUCUCAAGUACUACCAGCAAGUGACUCGGGCUGUGCUGGGGGAUGAUCCACAGCUGAUGAAAAUUGCUCUCCACGACCUGCAGACCAACUCCAAGAUUGCAGCGCUCCUGCCAUACUUUGUGUACGUGGUCAGCGGGGUGAAAUCUGUAAGCCACGACCUGGAGCAGCUGCACCGGCUCUUGCAAGUGGCACGGAGCCUGGUUCGGAACCCACACCUCUGCCUGGUGCCCUAUGUCCGCUCCCUGGUGGGCAGCGUCCUCUACUGUGUCCUGGAGCCACUGGCUGCCUCCAUCAACCCGCUGAAUGACCACUGGACGCUGCGGGAUGGCGCUGCCCUCCUACUGAGCCACAUCUUCUGGACUUAUGGGGACCUUGUAAGUGGCCUCUAUCAGCAGAUCCUGCUCUCCCUGCAGAAAGUCUUGGCGGAUCCUGUGAGGCCUCUCUGCUCUCACUACGGGGCUGUGGUGGGCCUGCACGCUCUUGGCUGGAAGGCAGUAGAGAGAGUCCUGUACCCACAUCUGUCCACUUACUGGACAAAUCUGCAGGCUGUGCUCGACGAUUAUUCAGUAUCGAAUGCCCAGGUUAAAGCAGAUGGGCACAAAGUCUAUGGAGCCAUUCUGGUGGCCGUAGAGCGACUGCUGAAGAUGAAGGCCCAGGCAGCAGAGCCUAACAAGGGUGGGCCAGGCAGCAGGGGGUGCCAGCGCUCUGACGACCUGCCCUGGGACAGCCUUCUCCUGCAGGAGUCUCCCUCCGGGGGCAGCGCAGAGCCAGGUUUUGGGUCUGGUCUCCCAAUGGCUCUUGGAGGCGUGGGGCCAGAGGAUCCUUCCCCUUCGGUGACCCUGGCGGACAUCUACCGGGAGCUCUACGCCUUCUUCGGUGACAGCUUGGCCACUCGCUUUGGCACGGGUCAACCAGCGCCCACGGCCCCGCGGCCGCCCGGGGACAAGAAGGAACCGGCGACCGCCCCGGACUCGGUGCGGAAGAUGCCGCAGCUGACAGCCAACGCCAUGGUCAGCCCGCAGGGCGACGAGAGCCCCCGGGGCGGCGGUCCCCCGUCAGCCUCUGCGCCCGCCGCCUCUGAGAGCAGACCGCUGCCCCGCGUGCACCGGGCGCGGGGAGCACCCCGGCAGCAGGGCCCAGGCACUGGCACCCGCGACGUCUUCCAGAAGAGCCGUUUCGCCCUGCGCGGUGCCCCUUACUUCCGUUUCAUCAUCGCUGGGCGACAAGCAGGGAGGCGAUGCCGCGGGCGCCUCUUCCAGACAGCCUUCCCCGCGCCGUACGGGCCCAGCCCGGCCUCCCGUUACGUGCAGAAGCUGCCCAUGAUCGGCCGCAUCGGCCGUCCGGCCCGCCGCUGGGCGCUCUCGGACUACUCGCUGUACUUGCCGCUUUGACACGGCUCUCGCCUUAGCCUCUGUAAAUAAAUCCCGCGCCCGGAAAUGACGUUUCCGCGCUCGUGGGUCGCGCCGGA